ACCUGUUGUAACAUUGAAGGGAGUUUGCCUAGCACCGUUUGAGAAGCACUGAUUUUAGGGCAAAUAGCUAUUACACAGGCCUUGUGAUACAAGAAGAACAGUCGGAUGCACUACAAGUGCCGGGAAGGACUGACGAUCGGCGUGCAAUAUGCACAAAGCGAGAAGAAUGGAAGUCGCGACGGCGAGCGAGCGAGCGUUCUAGCCGUCGGAGAGCGACAUGCGGCUGAAGAUGGGCAAGCGGCGCUCGUCGACCUCGCCCUCGCGGCCCGGCGACUCUGCGCCGGAGCUCAGGGAGUAGGACGAGGCGGAGAGCGAGUCGGCCGAGAAGUAGCGCCGCAAAACGACGGGGCGUCCGGGGAUCGGAGCGGCCGACAAUCCAAAAGCGCAGUCGGCCUCGUCGGAGAAGGGGCGCAGAAGCCCCGGCCAGAGGAGCGGCAACGACGACGACGACGGGCGGGAGUCGAAUCCGGCGAAGCUGAGGCUGUGUCGCAGGACGGCUCGCGCCUCCUCGGCGUUGUGGAUGAAGUGGCAGCGGGCGCCGUAGGGGCAGAAGCCCGCCGCGUGGAAGGUGCGGCACGGCUCCGUCUUGUACUUGGGGUGGCGGCUCAGCCCCCGCAGCUCGUCCGGCCCGUGCGCGAACUGGCACUUGGCGCCGUACUCGCACACUCCGCUCUCUCGGAAAGCGCGGCACAGUUCCGUCUUGUAGCGCGCGGAGGUCGGGGGCCGCGGCGGUGUCGGCGGCGGGACCUCGGCGGGCACGCCCCCCUCGAUCAUGCUGACCGAGCGGUCGCUCCGGAAGGGGAUCCGGCUGAGGAGCCCGCGAGCUUCUCCUCCAUUCCCAUCCGGAACCACAAAGUCCUGACAAAAAUGGACAAGACGGGACUCUCAAAACAGGAGCGUAUAUUGCAUCCAACUCGGGAGCUCUUUUCCCCUUUCUCACCUUGCAGAAGUCUCGGUCCACUUCCAGGAAAGGCGUGAGGAUGCGGGACGGCAUCUUCGGAGGCUGCGUGCGAUGUGGCUCCGGGGCCAGACUUCCUCGACCAUCUGUUGGAAUCUUUUUAAAUAGUCACACCCCCACCCAUCAAACCGGGGACACCCUCGCACCCCCCUCAACAUUUGUGUUCCUUCCAUUUGAAAGCUCACCAUUCACUAACUUCUAGGCAUUAUUUCGUGUUCAUAUAAACGACUGUAAAUAAUACAACGACUUUAAUCUGGUAAUAUUACUAUUGUUGCUUUAUUCUAUUCGUCCUAUAUAUAAAUUUUGCAUUCUUUGUAUGGUCAUAAUACCCCGUGGUACAAAUUAAUGUGCAGGAUAUGAACAGGAUUCACAGAAAAAAAAACCAACCUAUAUUUCCAAAACGUUUCCUUACGUAUUGUCAGGAUAGGUUAGAGACUCACAAAUUCAGUCAAUCUAUUAAAAAAAAAAAAUCAGUAUCUAUUUUUUAACAAUAUGAAAUACAACAUCGUUGACUCAUUGACAUAAAAAAUAGCACAUCCAAACAAUUGAAAUAGUUACAAUAUGACUAUAUACAGUCAAGAGCCUAUUUUUGUGUGUAAAUAUUAAAUAAAUAAAAAAGAAUCCAGAAAAUCAACAAGUGCCGUGCACGACGUCACAGGAAGUAGUCGCAUGUUGUAUAACCUUCGAAAUGGUAAAAUGGCCAGUACUUAGAUAGCGCAUUUAUCUGCGUGGUUACCAUGCCCAAAGUGCUUUACAUUAGCACACAUUGACACACCAAUGGGGCUGCUGCCAUGCAAGGCGCUGUCAACCCAUUGGAGGCAAGUCAGGGUUCAGUGCCUUGCCCAAGGGCACUUCAACAGUGGGAGCUGGGAAUCGACCCUUCGGUCCAAGGACAACUCCAGCUACCAACUGCGCCACGGUCGCCCCACGUAUAACCUUUCAGUCAAUUAUAUACAUUUUUCUAAUUGGUUGUCAACAUUAGCUUAGGCUUGCCACCCGUCCCUUGAAAUACGGAAUCGUUCCGUAAUUGGGAAUUAAAAGUUGCGUUCUGUAUUGAACCAAUACGGAACGCAGUUUAUUCCGUAUUUGACAAUUGUCCCAUGGGGCGAGCCCGCGCGAUCCACGGCUCCGAUGGCGGGGCGUGGCGGGCAGCAGUGCGCCCAGCCCAUGCGUGUCUGUCACACACAAACAAACACCUCUUGCGCUCGUGAGUGACCACUGAGCCAACAAUAAUGAACAAAAAGGGCAGGACAUAUUAAAGACAGCAAGAUAGUUAUCUGCCUGCCCGCUGCUGUCUGCCCUGCACUGCGCUCCACUUCCGGGUUCGUUGCCUAGUUACCUCGCGCGCUCUGUUCAGUGCACCGCCCUGCGCGUUUUCAAAAUAAAAAUGUCUUCUUCAGCAGCAGAAGCUCAGGACACCCCACCUCAUCCUCAAAAGGGGAAACGUCUCCAAAAAAUACAGUGGAGUGGAAAGAGGGGAACCCGUGGCUCGAUAGAGUCACUGAUGAUGAUUAUAAAGCCAACUGCAAGGCAGGCAGGAAAGUUUUUGCAGCGUCUCACGGAAGUGUAAAACAGCAUGCCUCAGGGGACCUCCACAAACGGCAUAUAAGAUCCCAGGAGAGCCUUCGUCACAAUUAUUUGUACCUGAAACAUCCCCUGAGCUUGAUUUGGUAUGUUAUUAUGCUCUUGUAUAUGGAUAACAUAUAGGCUAUAUUUAUAUUUACCUUCAUACACCUUGCAUUGAUAGGAGCAAAGCUAGGCUAUUUCAGUUGCUAUUAUAGUUGAAUAUUUUCAGGAAUGUUGAUUUUUUUUUUUUUGAAACAUGCAUUUAUUAUCAUUUAAUAUGGAAUGAAUUCAUGUACCCAUAAAGAACAUCAUAUUUUGUUACGCUAACUAAUACUCCUCAUUUGGAAUCAUUCCUAAUAGAUUAACAGCAAAUAAACAAUGAAUAAAUAGUCCUACUGCGGAUAUACUGUAUACUAUCUAUUGAUUGAUUAAUAGUGAAUUUGACAUCAUCCCACUCCUACCCUCUAAAUUACUGCAGCUGAGGUGACACAGGUAUACCACACAGUAAAACGUAGCCAGCCAGAGCUACAACAGUGCUGACUGUGGACACAGGCUCAAUCAGAAGAUUUUUAUGUGAUUCCAAAAUGGUGAAGAAAAUGACUUUGGGGAGAACAAAGCAAGAGGCACUGUUGAAACAAGUCCUGGGUCCAAAGGCAGUGGGUGAUGUGCUCAAGAUCUUCACGUCACCCAUCCCAUUCUCCAUACAGACCGAUGCCUCGAAUAAAUUGAGCAAGAAGAUGCUUCCCCUUGCUGUCCAGUACGUCAGUCCAGAGUCUGGGCUCACCAACAAAAUGCUGGACUUCAUAGAUAAUGCAGACGAGUCAGCUGCUGGAAUUGUAGCUCUCCUGGAACAUUCCCUUAAGAAAUUUGGCUUGUCAAUGGAUCACGUGACCGGAUUCAGUGCCGAGAACACAAAUGUUCAUUACGAUAUUCACAACUUCGUUUUCACUAACCUGCAGAAAAAAAAAAAAAAAUCUGCUGCAAGGAAACUGCCAUGCCCACAUAGUGCACAAUACAAUUUUCUCAUCUAAAAAUAGAUACAUUUCUAUGCAUUUUAGGAGUUUUGGGGAUGCCCCUUUUUUUCGCCCGUAAGGCUUUGGGCGCGAGGGGGGCGUCCCUUAUUUCUAUUUCUGAAAGGUGGCAACCCUACAUUAGCUUGUCGCAGUUGGCCGAUUUCCACUGUUUUAUCGAAUGGCACUGACUCAAAAUGGCCGACAAGUGAUAACGGCUCUCGUCAUUGGCUCACAUAGCGCAUUUAGCGCUAUUUAAUGUAUCCUGUAAUUGAUAUCUUUGCGGCUCUUGAAAAUCGUUCUCAGCUACCGACAGACUGUUAAACACACACACAAAAAAUACUCAGUAAUUUUUAGUUCGUUUGUUUAAUAUUUAACUAAAUACAGUGCAACACAAGAGAAACAAAUAUCACUUCAUAGAAUAUUCGGGAUUAAUGCUCUCAUAAAUCAUGACGGAACACAAAAAUAGUCUUGUUCUACCGAAUUUUGUCUCACUGUGCUAGCCGUAGGUAGCUCUCAACGCAUGCCCCAAGUGCGCAGGCGCACGACAAUUUCUGCCGCCGAACUCAAAGCUAUUCUAAAUGUUGAAUUUUGCUAGAAACUUUGGAACAUUUUGAACAACUUCAGCUUGUGUUGGCUUUAACUCUGACAUUUUAUGGUGAAUAUUGUGUCAUUAGGAAAGUUUGCCACGCGACGUGAUAGUAAGUAGAAUGUCGUUCUUCGUUUUGUCAAGCAUUAAGAAGCCCCAAAGUUUGUCGUUUUCUCUGCAAACAUCUCAAACAAGUGACACACAUGACAGCUAGCUCCUCAUUUGAAAUGGCUAUUGUCACUUUGGCAUCAUCUGAAGACGAACGUCCCACCUUAGGUCUGCCAAACUGGAACUAAUAGGGAGGAUUUCAAUCCCUGGGAGUGGACUUCUUACCCUUGGGAAGCAUGUAUGAAUAUUUGACAGAUGACAUCUGGAAAGAGUUGGGACCGGUGGACCCCGACUGGUUCCAAGUGUUGACAGCGCGAGCGUCCUCUCGGGAAGAAAACCUCUCGGAUCCGGAAGAGCUGUGUCCCAACCAGGAGGGAAACGCCAAGACUUUGGGGGACGCUGUUGCCGCGACGGCAGAAAGUCAACACUUUUCCACCCCUAAAGUGUUCAGACGCCGUUACCGAUACGUCACGUCCCCGGCCGCCGAGGACCGGCCACGAGAGAUGGAGGCGUCGCCGUGGAGCGCCAGGAGUCCGUGUUUGUUUCCGAUUUCCAGAGACGCGGCCCCGAGUUCAAAUGACGGCUCUGUACGGUCACGCGAUCCAGACGCUUUUGGUUUGCUUCACACGCCGCUCAAGUCGCCGGCCAGCUACGCCCAACACAUAUCGGAAAGCCUGGGUGCCAACCUACACCCCGACAUAUCUUGGAGCAGCUCUCUCAACACGCCGUCGGCUUUGCCUCCCACCAUCAUUUUGUCUAAUAGAGAGGAUAGUCCCCGCCCGGGGACAUUUUCUUUGAGCGGCACCGUUUUGAUGGUCCGGAAACUUUUUCCGUCACUUUCCAACGCAAACCAAAAUGAAGCGGAAAGUAACGACUUGCCUGUGGCUCUACAAGAUUCUCCCGAGGCCGGACACUCCUCCGAGAAUUCGCCCAAGCUCCCGGAUGCCGCGAUUGAGGACGGAGAGAACCGCAACGGUACUGAAAACCUCCCGUCAGUGUCCCUCACCGACACGGAUUUGGAACUAAAGAAGGCGAAGACCUCCGAAGAAGGAGAAUCUGCUCAAGAGCGAGGCGUAAAACGUCCAGUCGAAGCCGAAGCCACACAGUGGUCCCCGUUGAGUUUUUCAGACAUUCCGCCAACCGCCGCGUAUGUAAACCAAUGUAAAACCCAGAAGGAGAACCAACCUAUUCCCGCUCAGACGGUCACACCGGCUUUUAAAUCCAGUGGAUUGACCAAGAAAAAGGUCCAAUUCAUUUACACCGUUGACAAGGAGAAGCGCUCGCUGAAGACGGACUCCACGCAAGGUCACGAGCCGCCAACGUCCGAUGACAAAUCCAGCAGUUGCGACGUAGGAGAUGGAAAGGAAGAGCUUCGAGAAAGCGUAACCCAAGAAAAGCCGACUCCCUCGCUUCAGCCAGACACGCGGGAUUUGGACAUGUCGCAGCUUUGCCGAGCUUUCGCGCAAGACUUCAGUCAAAUGUCCGAGCCGUCCAAAGCUAGGGGCUUCUCGCCGUCGGCCCGUCUCACCGCUUUGAAAGUCGCUCAGCAAAAGACCAAAAAGCAUUCGGGAGCUCAGAGCGAAGCGCCUCGCGACGUCGAGGUCACGGCGAGCGACAGCGGCUUCCUUUCGGCCGGUGCCGACAUCUCGCGAGUGACUGCCUUCUACUGCCAAAAACCCAGUCACCGUUGGGCUUUACAGACUACGAGUACAGUCCAAAACGAGGCGUGUUUGGAGGAGGUUUCGCUCGGAACACCCGCCGAUGCCGAGGAUACCUCAGUGCAACUGCCAAAAGAAGUAAGCCACCAUCCUGUUUUACAACUUGAUGAAAAUACAGUAGAGAGUGUCGCUUUUUGUAGUUUCAAGACGGCUUCAGACAAAGCGCCGCAGGCAUCCGCAGCCCAUCUACAGAAAUCUACCGGCGAUCAGCAACCGGACAAUAUGGUCUUGCCCACGACAACGAGUUGCCUGGUUACUGUUUCCAAAAAGUGUCUGUCGAAAGAAAAUAGAAGAUGCACAGAGGAGUCACUAGAAGGUUUGUCUUCGUCCAUCAAAAAAGUUGAGAAAGCUCCAAAAUACCCCGGAAACACGAGUUCAAGCGCACGCCGAGACAAUCGACCCGCCAUAUCCGACGGUGUCGCCGAUAAAGAAAUUCCCGAAAUGUCAUCUUUCGUCUGGAGUCGUCCGAUAAAAGCUCCGAACGAGGAUCCUUUGAAGAAGGAAUCGCUUCAAGGUGCCGUUAAAAAUGCUUCAGAAAGUCCAGGAAACACAAAUACAGUCACAUGCAAUAACAUAGCUCAAAAAAGAUUUGCCACAACGUCAACUCUAGCUCUUUUGGGCCGAAACUGUGACAACUGCCCACUGAGCGCCUCGCAGAAGGCGGACGUGAAGGAGUUGUGCACGCUCCUGGAAGAAGCGGGCAGCCAGUUUGAAUUCACGCAGUUUAAAACUACAAAGUUAAAUCCACUAGAUGAAGAAAACUCUGCCUCCGCCAAAGAACUCGACCCCGGCUUCUUAUCCGGGAUUGAUUUCGACGACAGCUUUUGCGCAGAGACUGAUGAGAAAGUGUACCCUUUACUACAAGACGGAACAAAACUCCAAGUACCCGAUGUCGUACGGGAACCUCCGAGCGCUCGUACGAUCGAAAAAGAAAUAACCGUCGCUGAAGAAACAUCUGAAAAAAGUGUUGGCGUUUCCAAAAAGUGCCUGAAGAAAACCAAACAUUUAUUCCAGGAUUUGAAGGAAAGUGUUCCAACGCAAAGGCCGAACCCUGAAAAAGGUAGACCGGUUUUGUGUGAGAGUAUCUCUCAGGGAAACAGUUACAACGCGAAGUCUCCGCUCGCUAAUGUAGCAUCCUUUUCUUCGUCGUCAAAUUUGGUCUCCAUCUACGGCCGCACGGGCGCCAGGUUCUGCCCGGCCGAUGGGAAGAGUUCAUCAGUGUCCGCCGAGGUCACGGCCAAGGCAGAACAUCUUUUGCGUGAGGAUGAGCGAGUGAAACGAGGAAGCUUCUCGGAAAUCCGACAUGUUGACCGUCGGCCGGGUGGAUUCCAAACAGCUGCCGGUAAACACGUUGCCGUUUCCUUAGCAGCUCUGACGAAGGCAAAAUCCUUGCUUGAUGAAUGUGUAAAAGUCACGGAAUAUCCAGACGGCUACACAUCACCCGAGAAAAGUGAGACCCGGUCUGUAAAUGGGAAGCCCGCGACAUUAUCAUUUGACUCUCCCGUUGACAACCUCGGCUCUGCUUCAGAGUCCGUUGUAAGUUUUGCAAAACAAGGAAAUGUCUCCAAUCCAUCUUUGGGUAGUGCUUUUUCUUUCCUAAGUGGUGGUGGUGGUGUCUCUCCUGCCACUGGAAAGAAGGUCAUGGAAAAAACCCGUCCUGAAAUCUUGCCAGAAGACCACCAGGACGACCGAUUCUCAGAAAUGAAAGACGGAAGUUUCUCGGCUGUCCAACGUAUUGGCGGACAGUCGGGUGGAUUCCAGACAGCCGGAGGCAAAAGGCUCGCCGUUUCUUCCGCUGCUCUCAGAAGGGCGAAAUUUUUGCUCGAUGAUUGUGACGCACGUGAAUUCUUGUCAGACACUGGCAAGUCCGUUUCAGCAAAAUCUGAAAAUGCUGACUUUAAAAACACAGCGUUUUUAGAAAGCAAAAACAUACGGCAUCGUAGGACUCAGGAGAAUUAUGAACUGGAUUUCAGUUCUUCUGGUGGUGGUGGAUUCCACACAGCCAGUGGGAAGAAAGUAUCAGUAUCUGCAGCAGGCUUGGCAAAAGCUAAACAUCUUUUGCAAGAAGACCACCAGGAUAACUCUUCCAGAGAAAAAAGGAACGUAGAACCUCUUUCUGCGCCAAGCGUCGUCAAUACGGGAAGCCGUGUAAAUCUGUCUUUGGAUGUUGGUUCGUCUGUCCUGAGUGUUGGUGGAUUCUCAACCGCUAGUGGGAAGAAGGUAGCCGUGUCUGCUGCGGCCGUGGCAAAAGCUAAACGCCUUUUGCAAGAAGACCAAAAGGACGACUCGAGCAUCAUCGAUGCGGGAAGCCAUGCAAAUCAGUCUUCGGAUGUUGGUUCUUCUGUGCUGAGUGUUGGUGGAUUCUCAACCGCUAGUGGGAAGAAAGUAGCCGUGUCUGCCGCAGCCGUGGCAAAAGCUAAACGUCUAUUGCAAGACGACCACAACGACGACUCUUCUAGGGAAGAACGGAACGUGGAACCUCCUUCUGUGCCAAGCGUCGUCAAUACGGGAAGCCGUGCAAAUUCGUCUUUGGAUGUUGGUUCUUCGGUCCCGAGUGUUGGUGGAUUCUCAACCGCUAGUGGGAAGAAAGUCGCUGUGUCUGCUGCUGCCCUGGCAAAAGCAAAACGCCUUUUGCAAGAAGACCACAAGGACAACACGGAAAAUCAUUCAAAUUCAUCUUUGAGUGUCGGCGGUUCUUCUCUGAUUGGUGGUGAAUUUACAACUGAUAGUGGUAAGAAGGUAGCUGUAUCUCCAGUGAGUAGACAUCUUUUGCAAGAUGACCACGAGACCGACUCAAGUAAGAAUAUGAAACAUGGAAGCUUUUCAGGUGUUGAACGUAUCGACUACCGGGCGGGAGUAUCCCAGACAGCUGGAGGCAAACGAGUCAGUGUUUCAUCUGCUGCUCUUACGAAGGCAAAAUCCUUGUUUGACGAGUGUUGUUCACGAGAGGGGAAUCGAGCUAAUAAUGCCCCUUCAAGAAAAAGCGCCUAUCUGUCAGAAAUGGAGGACCCUGGGUCAUUUUCAGCCCAAUCACUCAAUGACAACGUCAACUUCACUUUAGAGAGUCUAGGUUUAAAAAAGUAUGACGCACAAGGAAACGCUAGAAACCAAGAGAACGGUUGUUUUUCAACUGCGGUUGCAGAAAACGAUCAUUUCAAAGAUACGAUGGACAGUCACGUCGGAAUGUUUGAACAAGAUCCGGAAAUGAGACAUCAAUUGAAAGCUGACGUCAAGUUUGGAAACAUGAAUGCAGCACAAUUUAUGGACAACGACGGCACGGAGCAUCUUCAAAAUCUGAAAAAACGUGACAUUUGUUCAUUUUCCCUGCGAGGCCGCGCAUUCUGUACCGCUAGUGGGAAAAGCGUAUCUGUUUCCGAAGAAGCGAUAACCAGAGCCAAGUCCCUCUUUAAUGAUGUUGAGGGUGACGAGCACAACAUUCAAAAUGUUGGGCUCCAGUCUGCCAGAAGAAUUCCUACUUCUGAAGCACGCGAGAAGGCAAAGUCCUUUUUCAGCGAGUGCCAGGAAGAAAGGGCAGAUGUACCCCACACGUCGACACCCUGCAGCAGUAGCUUCAGCGCAGCAAGUGGGAAACGAGUCCUCGUGUCCGACGAUGCGAUGGCAAGAGCGAUAUCCCUGUUUGAUGAAAGCAUUGUCAGAGAAAGAAGGUCAGCAGCUUCAGAAGGAAGCGCGCGUGAAGGAGAGGAAAUGUUAGAAGAGUUGGACGGUGAAAUCAUUAAGACACCUGAGCAGCCUUCAGUCGUAAAUUUCCAGUCGCUGGACUUGAUGAACUGUACCGAAACGCAGCAGUUGUUCCUGGCCCAGGAAGCGCUGGACUGCACCAAAGCUUUGCUGCAGGAUGAGGGUCUCACCGGACCGUCGAUGACUUUUGAAAACAUGCUACGACAGAACGACUCGAACGAGACUCCAGGGUUGCAAAUACAUGGAAAAAGAUUAGCAGAAGACAAGGACUUGAAUGACCAGCCUCCUCUGAAAAGAAGACUACUGGAUGAAUUUGACAGAUCUCUGGACAGUCCAGGAGGAUCAAAGCUCUGCCCGCAAAUAAGUUCUCCUAAUGGUCUAGUGAAAGACAGGCCAGUGUUCAACCAUGUUUCGCUCGGCCCGAACGUCACCAAACCUCACAGAGAUGGCUACCUGGAAGGUGCCGCAUCGCCAAGGAGGACUCCGCAGGCCCGUUUGGCAGGGUUGACUUCUGUCCCUCGGUUUUUCAAGAAGACAGAGGUGCGACCGAGGAAUAGUACGACAAAACCACCUCUGGCUUUUGUUCCUCCGUUCAAAAGAGGAAGAACGGCGGUCGAACGAAGCUUUAAUAGCGACUCUAUCAGCGGGGCCUCUCUCAAAACCGCCUCAGACCAUCCCGCCACCGGUCACGACUCCGAUCGAAGACCAUCUCCGGACCCCGACCGGAGUCGAGGGGCGGCGCUCGAGAACGUCGAGCUAGCGCAAGACAUGCAAGACAUGAGGAUCAGGAAAAAGAAACGGCAGACUAUAAAACCAUUGCCGGGCAGCUUGUUCCGAACUAAAACCUCAGGCGAGAUGAGGAUUUCUUUCAAGGAUGCGGUACGUGGCAGGACUCCUGGCCGGUUUACGCAGAAACAGCUUUACGACUACGGAGUGCAUCGGCACGUGUGCGACAUCACCAGCGAGACGGCGGAAGCUUUCCGCUUCCGCCUCGAACUGUUCUUCAAAACGGAAGCUUUCGCCGACGAAAGUGGCAUUCGACUUGCGGACGGAGGCUACCUGGUUCCCAGUGGGGACGGGACGGCAGGCAAGGAGCAGUUCUUUCGAGCUUUGUGUGACACGCCUGGCGUGGAUCCUAAACUGCUGAGUGACGUGUGGGUGUAUAAUCACUACAGGUGGAUUGUGUGGAAGCUGGCCUCCAUGGAGAGGUCCUUCCCGGAAACGCUUGGAGGCCUGUGCCUCACGCCAGAAAGGGUUCUGUUACAACUCAAGUAUAGAUACGACGUGGAGGUGGACCGCAGCCGCCGGCCCGCCCUGAGGAAGAUCUUGGAAAAGGACGACACGGCGACAAGAACUUUAGUUCUCUGCGUCUGCGGGGUGGUCUCACCGGGCCAAACGGAGAACCCGCGCGCGGUCGUGCGGAUGACGGACGGCUGGUACGCCGUGAAAGCCCAACUGGACGAGCCCUUGACCGCCCGGCUCCGCGAGGGUCGACUGGCCGUCGGCGGCAAGCUCGUCAUCAGUGGCGCUCAGCUGGUGGGAUCGCAGGACGGAUGCGCGCCGCUGGAAGCGCCCGAGUCGCUCGUGUUGAAGAUUUUCGCGAACGGCAGCAGACCCGCUCGUUGGGACGCUAAGCUGGGAUUUUACAAGGAUCCUCGGCCGUUCCCGCUUCCUCUGUCUUCGCUGUACGGCAACGGAGGACACGUCGGCUGCGUGGACAUCGUGCUGCUGAGAACUUACCCUCUACAGUGGAUGGAGAAGACGUCCGACGGAGGCGUGCUUUUCCGUUCCGCUCGAGCCGAAGAGAGGGAGGCGGUUCGUUAUAACGGCCAAAAGCAGAAGGCCAUGGAGGCGCUCUAUGCUAAGAUACAAGCAGAGGUGGAACAGGAGGACAACGAAAACAAACCUCAACUCAGAAGACGGACCUUGAAUCAUCGGGAUAUUGGAGGUCUGCAGGACGGGCAGGAACUCCAUGAAGCUGUGGGAGACGACUUCGCUGGGCUUGAGGCCCAACUGAGCGAGCAGCAGCUGAAAACUCUGCAGGCUUACCAUGGUUCCCUCAUAGACAAAAGACUGGCGGAAAUACAGGAUCGCUAUCGUCGCGCUACGGAGAAGAACGCGGAAGGCGGCCGAGCCGGCUGCCCUCCGAGAGACGUCGCCCCCGUCUGGAGACUCUGCGUCGCCGACUCUUUGAAUCCCGCCGGCAACAUUUACCAACUCAGUCUUUGGCGGCCGUCCCAAGACCUGCUGGCCUCGUUAAAGGAAGGUCGUCGGUACAAAGUCUACCAUUUGGCCACGUCGGAGAGAAAGAAGCGUGGCGGUGUCGCCGCCGCGCUACAGCUCACCGCCACCAAGAGCACACAAUUUCAGGACCUGCAGACAUCGCCAGAAUUUUUGUCAACGUGUUUUCAACCGCGAGUGUCUACUGACUUUGUGGCUCUUCAAAACUUGGAUUUCGAUCCUCUGUGUGGAGAGGUGGAUCUCACCGGCUGUGUUGUCAGGGUGAUUGACGGACAAGGAGCUUCUCCUUCCUUCUACCUGGUGGACUGCAACAUGAACUUUGUGAAGGUCCGCUGUUUCAACAGCCUGCUUCAAGCUGGCCUGGCGGAUGUGGUGAAACCCAACGCCCUGCUGGCAUUAAGCAACCUGCAGCUGAGGGGCCAGUCCAGCCGACCCACUCCCGUGGUGUACGCGGGAGACCUCGCCGUCUUCUCUACCAGUCCCAAAGAAGAGCACCUUCAACGGGGGCUCGGACCGCUGAGGGACCAAUUGCGGGAACAAGAGAACUUCUUUCUGCGCGCCGAAGAGAAACUUUCCGAACUGCUCCAAAAUGACUCGGUCCGCUCUCCCGAUGUGCCUCCUAAAACUCCGCACGUGAGAACGAGCGUGCCCGGCGGCUACGUUCCCGCCGUUUCCCUUCAGCGGAACACGCCUCGGCAGCCGGUCGGACGCUGGGCUUCCGCGAGGGGGAACUUUCGGUCUUCCGAUCCGAGAAGGUUGAAGAGAUGGUACGCCGCGUCGCCUCCCCCGUCGCUGUCCGUCAGGAAGACCUUCAACCCUCCUCGGAGAACCGCGGCGCCCCGAACUUUAAAGCCUGUCGAUACCCUGACACCCGCUUCCGGGGGACCGCUUCAGGAAGAGGAGGAGGAGUUGGUGAACGACCGAGAGCUCGCCAUGAUCGAUACACAGGCCUUGUGUGCCAGUGAUGCAUUGUUACUCUAAGUUGCUGUAUUAUAAAAGAAACGUUCAAAUAAAUGUUUAUUUUUGUUCAUUAAUUCAGUCAUUUGGAAAGAAUGUGUAAUGAAUGGAGAUUAACAAGUGACAUUUCUAUCUAUUCUGCCCUCACCACUUCCCCGCCGUGGCAAGGCAGAUAGCUAACUCCUCCAAAUAUGACACUGCUUGAUGAUGAUUGACUUUUUAAUCAACAUUCAGUUGGCUCAAAGAGGUGUAAAACUUAAUAGCAAACCAUGACAACGUUGACAUGCUGUAACAUAU
Corythoichthys intestinalis (scribbled pipefish) is the source of this 13143-nucleotide messenger RNA. It is a transcript of the gene brca2, whose product is annotated as BRCA2 DNA repair associated. Gene Ontology annotation, cellular component: nucleus. The coding region runs from base 4468 to 12870 and encodes 2800 amino acids. Gene Ontology annotation, biological process: double-strand break repair via homologous recombination; regulation of DNA-templated transcription. The transcript is spliced from 25 exons. Lineage: Eukaryota; Metazoa; Chordata; Actinopteri; Syngnathiformes; Syngnathidae. The record is from RefSeq and is a predicted model, not a curated record.